Messenger RNA from Cynoglossus semilaevis (tongue sole), 3105 nucleotides. RefSeq names its product solute carrier family 5 member 11 (gene slc5a11). Gene Ontology annotation, molecular function: D-glucose:sodium symporter activity. The coding region runs from base 441 to 2588 and encodes 715 amino acids. The record is from RefSeq and is a predicted model, not a curated record. Lineage: Eukaryota; Metazoa; Chordata; Actinopteri; Pleuronectiformes; Cynoglossidae. Gene Ontology annotation, cellular component: plasma membrane. Gene Ontology annotation, biological process: transmembrane transport. The transcript is spliced from 16 exons.
UUCAUAGGUGAGCUGUACACUGUGUAUAUAUAUACCUGUGCAAGCACUUAUAAUACUAGGGCGUGUUUAAAUAUAUGUUUGUAUUUUGGAGAAAAGAAGGAAAAAAACAGUAUAGGCCUUGAGCUGCAGUACACAGUAACCACAUGUGUUUCAUCCUAGGUUUUCUCUCUUUAUGUGCAGCAAUGUACUUUUGUGGUAAAAGCUUUAUCAUAUGCACCAAGAUGUAGCUUUAAUAAGAGGUGUUACUUUGAACUCUAAAUGUUUAUCUCAGAUGUAUAUCCACUGCCACAGAGUGGUUCUAAGGAAACCAUAGAUUAUUAAGUUUGCUCUUUUUCUAAGCAGCCCACCGCCAUGAAUGUAACAUGAGUUCUUGUUCUGUAGCUUAGUUUUCUGAAGACUGAAAAACAACAUCAAAGGAAUCAACAUGAGUGACUCCUUUGAUGAAAUGCGCUCAUUUUGAAAUGGGGGUAUCAAACAGUGAAACGUGUAUAAGACAUGGGCGCAAAGAGGUUCUCCACUGGUCUCUGAAGUGGCUGUGUACAAAUAUGACCUAUCACCCUGCAUUAGGGACCAGUAUGACGCCAUCUACGUCACCUGCUCCUGAGACCAAACACACUCUGGUCACUGUGGACAUAGUUGUGCUGGUGGUCUACUUCCUGUUGGUGCUGGCGGUGGGCAUCUGGUCAAUGUGGAGAACAAAGCGCAGCACGGUGGACGGAUACUUCUUAGCUGGGAAGAACAUGACCUGGUGGCCUAUCGGCGCUUCCUUGUUCGCCAGUAACAUUGGAAGUGGACACUUUAUCGGUCUGGCAGGAUCAGGAGCUGCAGCCGGGAUCGGGGCCAUUGCAUACGAGUGGAAUGGCAUGCUGAUGGUGCUGCUGCUGGGGUGGCUCUUCCUGCCCAUUUACAUAUCCUCUGGGGUAACAACCAUGCCAGAAUACCUGCAGAAGCGUUUCGGAGGCAGAAGAACGCAGCUGUUCAUCGCAGUCCUGUCUUUGUUCAUUUACAUUUUUACCAAGAUCUCAGUGGACAUGUACGCUGGUGCCCUGUUCAUACAGCUUGCCUUACAGUGGGACAUCUAUCUGGCUAUAGUGCUGCUGCUGGCAGUCACUGCUAUCUACACUGUAGCAGGUGGACUUGCUGCAGUCAUUUACACGGAUGCUGCUCAAACUGCCAUCAUGUUGGCAGGAGCUCUGACCCUCAUGGGCUUCAGCUUCAUUGAGGUCGGAGGCUGGAAUGCCCUGAUGGAGGAAUACCACCAGGCCAUACCAUCCAUCCGUGUGCCAAACUCCACCUGUGGAAUGCCACGAGCCGAUUCUUUCCGCCUGUUCAGAGACCCAGUGAACUCUGACCUGCCCUGGCCCGGCAUCAUCAUUGGCAUGUCCAUUCCGUCUAUGUGGUACUGGUGUUCUGACCAGGUGAUCGUGCAGCGCUCCCUGGCGGCCAAAACACUCACACAUGCCAAAGGAGGCUCACUGCUGGCGUCUUAUCUGAAGAUCCUGCCUUUCUUUGCUAUUUUGCUGCCCGGCAUGAUCAGCAGGAUUCUCUUUACUGAUGAGGUUGCGUGCGCAGACCCUGAGACUUGUACACGGAUCUGUGGAAACCCCGUGGGUUGCACGGAUACCGCCUAUGCCAUACUGGUGAUGGAGCUGCUGCCAGCAGGGUUGCGAGGUCUGAUGAUGGCGGUGAUGAUCGCUGCCCUCAUGUCCUCACUGACCUCCAUCUUUAACAGCGCCAGCACACUUUUCACCAUGGAUUUAUGGAGGAGUUUCAGAUCCAGGGCAUCUGAGUGGGAGCUCAUGCUGGUGGGAAGGCUGUUUGUGCUGGUGCUGGUGGUGGUCUCUGUGCUGUGGAUUCCUGUAGUUCAGGCCAGUCAGGGUGGGCAGCUCUUCAUCUACAUCCAAUCCAUCAGCACCUAUCUUCAGCCCCCAGUGUCCAUCAUCUUCCUCAUGGGCUGCUUUUGGAAAAGGACUAAUGAAAAGGGUGCAUUCUGGGGCCUGGCCAUAGGUAUCGUGGUGGGCUGCACUCGCAUGGUGUUGGACUUUGUCUACCCUGCACCUCUGUGUUUUGAGGAGGACGACAGACCUGCGGUGCUGAAAAAUGUCCACUACCUUUACUUCUCCACGAUGCUGUCCUUCCUCACUCUGGUGGUGGUUGUUGUGGUCAGUCUGCUCACAGAGGAGCCAAAGCCAGAGCAGAUCAGUCGCCUGACCUGGUACACAAGGUUUGACACAGUGGAGCCCACAGAGCAAAUAUCCACAGUGGACGGGAGCAGUAUGACCAUCGAGGUGAUGACAGAUAAGGAGGAAGUUAAAAGGAUGGAGCCGGAGGAAAUCAGCGGGAAAGACUCUUACACCUCCUCAUCCGUAGUGAGCAGCAUUCGAAGCCAGUCCAGGCUGGUGACUGCCAUCUACUGGCUGUGUGGGAUGGAAAGACGGAAAGAAGGAGAGACAAAUCCAGCAGUGAUUCCUGCACCGGAACAAAGCAUCUGUUCCCUGGACGAAGUGCCACGUUUACGAAACAUUGUCAACGUCAACCUCAUGAUUUGCUUGUCUUUAACCUUCUUUAUGAUGGGAUACUGGGCCUGAAGAGGAAGUGACAACACUCUUGUUUGAUUCACGUAAAAAGGAGUGUACUGUACGUGAAAGAUUGUUUUCUUUUUAAACACAAUCAUUUCAUUUAGACACAUACAUUAGCAGUGAUAUUGUAAUUCAAACUGUGUCUUGGUGAGGGUUUAAUAAAAUAAAUUAAAAUCGCAUCCCUUUUUAACUAAUUUAACUAUUCCAUUUUCCACUGUGCGUGUGUAACUUUUGAUUAAUUAAAAAAAAAGAUAAAAGAAUGCUGCAAAGGCCUUUAUUAUGAUGAUAUUUAUGAUGAUGGAGCAACAAAAAUACUGAGAAACAAAGGAGCUCAAAAAUACCACAACCAGAUAAGUAUUGACAGCAGUACUUAAAAAAUUACAUACAGUGGGAAUUAAAUUUAUUUGCAGUAUUUGGUCAUUGCUCAACCUCGCCGAUCACUUGAGAUAUCUAUUGGCAUACAAUAUAAUAAAAGAAAACAAAAAAUUAUAACAAUUAAACUCAGAGUUGAACCCUUUCUCAAACU